This is a messenger RNA of Populus euphratica (Euphrates poplar), 1227 nucleotides long. Its product is annotated as nucleolin-like. The record is from RefSeq and is a predicted model, not a curated record. The transcript has 2 exons. Bases 24 to 710 code for a protein of 228 amino acids. NCBI's taxonomy places the organism in Eukaryota, Viridiplantae, Streptophyta, Magnoliopsida, Malpighiales, Salicaceae.
UAAACCCCAAACAUAACCAAGCAAUGGCAGAAACCGAAACCCAAAACGAACCCACAUUACCCACAAAACGCAAGCUCGAUGACGACCCAAUUCCUGAAAACGAUCAAGAGCAAGAUUAUCACUCCGACAAAUCGCAAAAAAUCGGUUCACUCUCCAACAAAUCACCAAUCGUCCAAGAGAAACUCACUGAGAACUCGCAAGCUCUAGAACAUUCAAUCGAUAGCCAAAACGACAUCGUACAAGAAGGAGAAGAUGAAGAUGACAAUCACUCCAACAAAUCGCCAAAAAUCGAUUCACUCGCCAACAAUUCACCAAUCCGCGAGAAACUCGCUGAGAACUCGCAAGCUCUAGAACCUUCAAUCGAUAACCAAAACGAAACCGUACAAGAAGGAGAAGAUGAAGAUGAAGGUGAAGAUGGUGAGGAAGAAGAUGGUGAUUAUGAGGAUGAAGAAGAGAACAGGGAGGAAGCGGUGGUGGACAGGAAAGGAAAAGGGAUAUUGAUUGAAGAAGGAGACGACGACGACGACGACGACGAGGACGGGAGUGAAUCAGAGGGUGGCGAUGAUAGUGAGGAGGCAGAGGAGGAUGAUCCAUUGGCUGAAGUUGAUUUGGAUAACAUUUUGCCAUCGAGGACGCGAAGAAAAGUUGUGCAUCCUGGAGUUUAUAUUGCUGCUGCUGCUGCUGAUGAUGAUGAUGACAGUGAUGCGUGAUUUUAAAGCAAGAGGAAAUAGAGUUAGGGUACGUUGGUGAUGUUAUCCUAGGAAUGUUUGUCUUCAAAACCUAGUAGUAAUGUUGAAGACGUAUGAAGAAGAGAUGCCAGGAGAGUUGCGCUAGUAUGUUGUUUUUUAAUGAGCAAUGUGGAGGAAAAAGAUGAAAUGAGUUUUUAAGUUGUAACAAUAGUGAUGCUCCAGUAGGACCUUUUCGUUCUAGAGUUGGUAGGAAAAGAUACCUGAGUGAUUGAGGUGUGUUGGAGAAAAACAAACAUGCAGGUUAGCAACAACAUGACGGUGUAAUAGUUGCCCUUAACUGGGCCGUGAUAGCCAUGUAUAAUCAAUGUUCCCAUUGAGUCUAAUUUGCAUGUUUGAUAUAGGGAAAAAAAUCCAUGAAUUCAUGAUCUAGGAAAAUGAUUAAUGAACUUUGAUUUCUGUCCUGAUGGGAAUUUUUUUGCAUUAGAAAGAAUAUUACUAAAUGUUGCCCAUCAUCAACGCAUGCUUCUGCCUUUCACAA